Molecule: messenger RNA, 801 nt
Organism: Engraulis encrasicolus (European anchovy)
Lineage: Eukaryota; Metazoa; Chordata; Actinopteri; Clupeiformes; Engraulidae
Product: C-C motif chemokine 5-like
Exons: 3
Coding region: 224-508 (94 amino acids)
Biological process (GO): immune response
Cellular component (GO): extracellular region
Molecular function (GO): chemokine activity
Source: RefSeq, a predicted model, not a curated record
CCUCGAGGAUAUAUUCUGACCAAAUAAAUGUGGAAGUGUCUUUUCUUCCUCCUAUGAAAGGGAAGCUUGAUUGCUUGAAGCUUGAUUCACAGAGCCGAGACGAAUUCUCUGAAUAUAAUGAGGAGCCUCUUAUAUAGGGCCAGCCAAAGUAGAGAGGACACACCAUAUUCAUUCAGCACACCAGCUCUUCUCACCAGUUUACUUGUGGUCCAUCUCUGCUAACAUGAAGACUCUGAUUGCUUCUCUGACUCUCCUGUUGUUGGUCAUCUCAGUUAAUGCUCAGUAUGGCCCCACCACCACUGAAUGCUGUGACACACACUACUCCAAACCAAUACCCAUCAAUAAAGUGGUGUCUCACAUCACACUCAGCAGUAGAUGUCACCUGAAAGCUCAUGUAUUUACAACCGUGGCAAAGAAAAAAUUCUGUGUCAAUCCAGAUGAUAAAUGGGUGAAGAUUAUUGUGGCCAAGUUGAAUGUGAAAGCUACUACUGCUCAACCCGUGAUGUGAAGGACAUUUCUUCAUUGGGGCUGAAAUGGGACUGAUCUUUUGUGUUGCCAUCACAAAAAAUUUAUUUAUUUGAAACAUGAGCUGAAAAUGUGGCUGUGCUUGAUUGUGCGGAAUUAUUUUUAAAGAAAUAAAAUAUUUUUGUAUAAAUGUAUUGUACACAUGUUUUUGUGCCAUCACUCAACACAAGUGAAUUGCCCUGAAGAAGGCUCAACUGCCGCUACGCGUGGGCAAUUUUAAAAGUCCUUAAUGGACAUGUCAUAAUAAUAAAGACAUUUUUAACUAUACUUUUUGGA